This is a messenger RNA of Neomonachus schauinslandi (Hawaiian monk seal), 1386 nucleotides long. Its product is annotated as cysteine-rich secretory protein 2-like. Gene Ontology annotation, cellular component: extracellular region. The transcript is spliced from 9 exons. Lineage: Eukaryota; Metazoa; Chordata; Mammalia; Carnivora; Phocidae. The record is from RefSeq and is a predicted model, not a curated record. Bases 128 to 862 code for a protein of 244 amino acids.
CAGAUAAAGCUGAUGCUUCACCUGAUUCUGAGAAUCAACAGUAACAAAAUCUGAGACACAAGAAGUUGAAGAAUACGAGCUCAAUUCCCUAGGAAGGAAGGAGAGAGAAGCAAGAUUCCUUCAAGCAAUGGCCUUAUUCCUGGAGUUGCUGUUCCUGGCUCUUGUGUUGCUUCCAUUCUUUACUGCAAAUGGACAGGAUCCAUCCUUUACUGCUUUGCUAACCACUCGAAAGCAAGUCCAAAAAGAGAUUGUAAAUAAACACAAUGAACUAAGGAAAUCAGUCUCUCCACCUGCCAGCAACAUGCUAAAGAUGGAAUGGAACCGAGAAGCAGCAGCAAAUGCCCAAAAGUGGGCAAACGAGUGCACUUUAGAACACAGCGUGCCAGAGGACCGAAAAACCAGUACAAAAUGUGGUGAGAAUCUCUUUAUGUCAAGUUACCCUGCUUCCUGGUCAGAUGCAAUCCAAAACUGGUAUGAGGAGCGCCAUAAUUUUGUCUAUGGUGUAGGACCUAAGAGUUCUGGUGCAGUUGUUGGACAUUACACCCAGGUCGUUUGGUACUCUUCUUACCAUGUUGGAUGUGGAAUUGCCUAUUGCCCCAAUCAAGAAAGUCUAAAAUACUACUAUGUUUGCCAAUAUUGUCCUGCUGGCAAUCUUCUUAGCAAGAUUCAUACCCCUUACCUAAAAGGAGAACCUUGUGCCAGCUGCCUUCAUCACUGUGACAAUGGACUAUGCACCAAUACUUGUGAAUAUGAAGAUGUUUAUUCUAACUGUAAUGCUUUGAAGAAAAGCUAUACCUGUAGCCAUGAUUUCGUCGAGACAAAUUGCAAAGCUUCCUGCGAAUGUGAAGACAAAAUUUAUUAAAUGCCCAAUACAGACUGAGCAGGGCUAAGUGAAGGAGGACCACAUCAUCUACUUAUUUUGACAUUAGCACAGAUGUUGUAAGCAUGUUAGCUAUAAAUUUUAUUGCAAAUAAUGAGUCUUUUUCUCUUGGAUCUACUUUUUAUUUUACAGAAAUCUCUUUCAUACAAAGGAUUAAAAAAUAACAUAAUCUAUGAUUAUCUGUUGCUCAUGUAAAAAUCAUGAGCAAUAAGGAAAUUCUGACAAAGCAUUAUGGACCAGAAGAGACUAAGAAAACAUGAGAAUAAAUGGAAUGUGGUCUCCUGUGUCAGAUCUUUGAACACAAAAAGGUCAUUAGUGGAAAAAGUGGUGAAAUCUGAAUAGAAUCUGAAUUGUUUUUGAUAGUAACAUCCAUUCUUAGUCUUGAUAAAUGUACCAGAAUAAUGCAAGAUGAUAACAUUAGGGGAAACUAAAGCUGGGUGAAGGGUAUAUGGGAAUUCUCUGUACUAUCUUAGCAAAAUUUCUGUAAAUCUAAAAAUACUUUCAAA